AUGCGCAAUUCUGCUUCAUCUUCGGUGCAAUCCUUCCCAUCCUCUGCAGACAAAGGGUUCAUUCUGUGCUGGAAUUUAAAUGACUUCGAAUUUCCUACACAUCUUAUAGUAGGGUUAAAGGUCCUCCUGGGAUCUUCCUUAGUUAACACUGGAAGCAGAGCUGUGGGUUUGUCUUCCCAGCACAAACAAUGCUUUAAUUUUAUUUCUAAUUUUUUUUUUUUCUGGUUUGGCGGGAAGGGUGGGUGAUCCAUGUAUUUUACAUAUUUGUUGAUUUUUUUUUUUUUUUCUUAAUGAAUUUGCAUGUGACUGUCUUAGUGCUGAGCGUGUGGGCAGCUAACAUGACGUACAAUCAUUUACAAAGCUCCUGCUAGUUUGCAACUUUGCAAGCAAAUUAUAAGGUAGUCUGCCCACAUCUCUGUUUUGGGCCUCCGUUACUACAGCAACUGUAAGUUUAAGAGCUCACUCCCUGCUGGAACAAAACCGCCAAAGCGUGGCUGCUCCCCACUACAACUCCCAGCAUCCACAGCCGUUGCCAAGCACUAGAUCAGGGUUGAGUAAAUUGGCUUACAACCAAUCCUCAUGGCAGGCCAAAAACAGACGGUGGCUAUUUGCCCAUUUCUAAUGGAAUUCUUGAAUCUUUCUGAUGUGUAGUGAUACACACAGCUGGCAAGCUUCUCCCCAAAGCUAAGCUAUAUCAUUUUCAUGUUUUAAUUAAAAACUGUGCAGGUCGUACGUGGAAUAUAAACCGAUGUUUAAUUAUUUCUUCAUAUGAUUUGUUUUUCAAUUUAGCUCCCUUGCUAUGAUAAUAUUUCUGCUGGCUUGCUGCUUUUCUUUUUUUAUUGUCCUCUCCCCAUCACUGCUUGUAGGAUUUAUUAUUGUACUUGUGAACAUUAAAUCUUCAGGACAUGUUGCAGCAAAGCUUGUGCAGGCUGUGAAUUAGUGAGGCCGUGGUUCUCUUGUGCCGCACUGCAGUGUGGGAAUGAAAGAUUAAUCUGACCCUCUUCUGUCUGUUUUGCAGGUGGGAGAAUCUGUUCGUUUUCUCCUUGCAUAGAGCAAGUCCAGAGAACCUGCCGAUCCCUGGAGGAACACGGAUUCACCGAUAUCAACACCUUAGAAAUUCUCCUACGAGUGCAUGACGUACGGACUAUUAGUAUGCAAAUUCCCGAUCUCGGGAAACCUUCUGGGGACAGAGCGAGUCCAGCAUCUGAAGGCAACGAGGGGUCCAAACAGAUGUCUGCAUCCCAACAUCCAUGUGAAACAUUCAAAACUGGAGUUCCACCCAGAGAAACAGUGGGUCACACAGGGUACCUGACCUUCGCCACCAAGAAUUUAUUUUAG
Messenger RNA from Pelobates cultripes (western spadefoot toad), 1338 nucleotides. The record is from the annotation of a GenBank genome assembly. NCBI's taxonomy places the organism in Eukaryota, Metazoa, Chordata, Amphibia, Anura, Pelobatidae.